AUGAGCUGCAAUCGCUGCAACAAUCCAGAGCGGCACUGGUUAGAAAGGCUCUGCCGCUUCGACAACGAGAGGCUGCACGGUGCCGCCAAGCAGUCUGAUUUUGCGCAUCACUGGGAUGCCCACUGGAUUGCCAAGGUCGCCAACCCUGACGAUGACGACGAAGAUGACGACCGUUACGAAGACGGGACAAGCACCGAGGGAAUGUCUCCAGAGCGACACCUAAGCCAGCUACCAAAGCCUGCUUCUAGCUCUGAAAUUCGACCUCGACCGGUUCGUAGCAAGACCGACAAAGUUGCAAGGGUCUUGCCCUGCGAGCUGGCCUGGACCGUAGAAGAUUCGUGGUCGUCGGACGAGACCACGCCGGCACCUGUUCGCGCCCGCAGACACGGCAGAAGUGCGUCUGCACCUCAGCUCAAGCCUGCUCAGGAGCUUCACGUCAACACCUUCUUGCCCCUCAAGCUCCCACCCAAGGAGCUGACGGCGAAAUCGCCUCUACUCACGUACCCGACCAGCUGGUGGACCGAAGAUGCUGAAGACGACGAUACAGAAGACUGGAUGCAACAGAGCAGGGCCAGGAGCUACUUGGACCGCGACGAGAUGCACCGUGUCGAUAGCUCUGCAAGCUUCUUUAGCACCGUAUCGGACGGCAGCUACCACGGCGACGCCGGAGAUGAAAAUCCAGAGGACCAGCUUGCCAUCGCCAUCCAGCAGCAGCAUUGUUAUAUUUCUACGUCCGCCAUGUCCCCGACCGUGCUGGCCCAGUCACCCAUUGACGUCAAGGAAGAGGGCGACUCGGAUGAAGAGGGCGAAGCGAUUCGAGAGCAAGGUGGCUACAUGCACCACGUUGCCUCCUUUCUUCUCAGCGAGCCGUCGCCUGCUCCAGCAUUGCCCUGGGCAGUCGAGCGACCUAAGUCGCAUUCACUGUCCUCUCUUUCUCCACCGUCACCCUCGCCGUACGCUACCAACGGUCGGCUCCGCUCGCAAUCAGCCGACGGCGCCAAUCUGGACGACAUACUGCAGCAUGACCGUCGCUUUGGUCGCUUCUUGCCAGCCCCGCCGUCUCAGCUGAGCGCAGAGUUGCAAGACCGCCGGAGUACAAUCCACGGUCAGCCACCGACGGCGCAUCGCAACCGUCCAAGCAAUCUCUUGUCGAGCUUCGUGUCUUGGCUCCUGCCGAGCAUCGAAGAAGAUGAAGCUCCAGCUGACGACAACGGGGGCGACUACGACAGUGUCGACUCUUCAUCUUCGACUGGAUUGCUCAGAAACCGUUGGGCGACGAGUUUCAUGAGCCUACCGUCGCUGCUUUCACCCACCGAGUCGCUUCCCUCCCUCUCCAACGGUUCGUCAGUCGUCGAUGACUACGACAACGGCCCGCCAUCACCCUCGUCUGGCUCCUCCUACUCGGCGGAAGAGGACGAGGAGGAAGACACCGCACCUCGUCCAUUCGGUCAAGUGAAGCGGACCCACUCGGGUUUUGGCCUGUCCACCUAUGCAGACGAAACACCCAACGCAUUCUGCGACACGACGAUCUGCGGCAGGUCCGAUGCGGCCCAAAUGCGGCGAGCCAAGGAGCAGGCUACUCUCUCCGCCAGCAAGAGCUCUCGUCAGCGCGGCCUUCUGAGGAGGAACAACGACAUCGUGAUGCGCAUGACGCCCGCCGCAGACGUCUUUCCGCAGCAAAAGACUCUCGCGCCAUCCCAUCACCUCGCAAAGGCCACACCACCGAGCCCGUUGUGGGACGAAAGGCUGGACCCCUCGCCCUAUCAACGCUCGUGGUCGAGCGUGCUCAAUCUUCCAUGA
Acaromyces ingoldii is the source of this 1800-nucleotide messenger RNA. RefSeq lists its product as hypothetical. Lineage: Eukaryota; Fungi; Basidiomycota; Exobasidiomycetes; Exobasidiales; Cryptobasidiaceae. The record is from RefSeq and is a predicted model, not a curated record. The coding region runs from base 1 to 1800 and encodes 599 amino acids. The transcript has a single exon.